AUGGAGAAGCAGCUGCAGAGCGCGCAGUCCCUCGGAGCGGCCGCUCCCGCGCCGGCGCCCGCUGCGGCGCCUGCGCCGCCCGCGAUUGAGCCCGAGGUGGUUGGGCAGGCGGCCCCGCAGCAGCAGAGCCAGCUCGACAACCCGCUCCCGUUCCUGGGCGCCGACGCCGUGAAGGACGACGUGGAGGGAUUCAAGAAGCUCGAGCUGCUUGCGGACAACACGAUCGAGGACGAGGCGGCUCUGCGCCUGAUCGCCGUGCCUGUCUUGGGCCGGGACCCGACGAAGGAGACGACGUCCUUGCCGCCCUUAUCCCAGGUCCGGGAGACCCUCGGGAGCGACCAGUUCGUGGUCUCCGACGUCGUCGCGUUCGAGCGCGUCUACGUCCUGAAGGGCACCCUGGCCGCGGGCGCACAGCCCGGGGCCGCCCUGGAGGCGAUGCGCGGCAGGCUGCGGGGCACCGGCGCGGAGCUCUUCCUGCAGAAGUCGAAGCGGGAGACGGCGAGCUCGUGGUCUUCGUGA
Molecule: messenger RNA, 519 nt
Organism: Prorocentrum cordatum
Lineage: Eukaryota; Dinophyceae; Prorocentrales; Prorocentraceae
Source: the annotation of a GenBank genome assembly